Molecule: messenger RNA, 5459 nt
Organism: Stegostoma tigrinum
Lineage: Eukaryota; Metazoa; Chordata; Chondrichthyes; Orectolobiformes; Stegostomatidae
Product: beta-3 adrenergic receptor
Exons: 3
Coding region: 507-2192 (561 amino acids)
Biological process (GO): G protein-coupled receptor signaling pathway
Cellular component (GO): membrane
Molecular function (GO): G protein-coupled receptor activity
Source: RefSeq, a predicted model, not a curated record
GUCAGGUGCAGAGCCGUAGAGUGAGCGGGAGGGGAGACAGAAGAUUUUGAGAGAGAGAGGCAAGAAAAUGCACAGUGACUUUAUAUCCAAACGGGACCCCACCAAGAAUGGAGGGAGCGGAUAGACCAAGUCACUCAACUGGCCCAAGCAGUUGGCCUUGAGAUUCACUGAAGGAUUUUUGCAGAGAUUUUUCUUUAAAUGAAGAAUUGUGAAGGGAGAGAGGAAAAAGAAAUGGGAAGAGGUCAUCGCGGAUAGCGGAUUUUCUUUUGGAUUUCUCCCACCUGCUGAGAUCCUGAGCCGCUGGAGGAGGGGGCCUGGGGGUAGAGGGACUGACAUUAGCCCGGGCUGGUUUGGAGCCCCCUCCCUGAGGAAGGGGAGGAGGGGGGGCGGUAUCCUCAGGGUGAUCAGCGGCGCUGGGGCAGCCGGCUCGCCGGGGCCAUGGGAGCGCAGCGGGGCUUCCUCGCAGCCGCUGCCCGCCUCCCCACGGGCGACACUGCCGCCUGAGCAUGGAGUCCCCGCCGCUUCUCCCCGGCAACCUGUCGCUCGGAGCUGCCGGCACUGCCCAGAGCCGCUGGCCGGCCCCCAGCGCGUCCCCUCCCGGCUCCGGAUCGCCGUCCGUCCCGGUCAAGAUCCUCCUGGAAACCAUCAUGGUCCUGAUGUGCCUGGCGGCGAUUGCAGGUAACAUUCUGGUGAUCGCCAUUAUUGUUGUGACUAAACACUUCCACUCAGUGACCUCGGUAUUUCUGGUCAACCUGGCUGUCAGCGACUGUUUGGUGGGACUGGGAGUCAUGCCCUUCGUCGUCCUGUCGGUGUUUUACCAGGACUGGAACAAGUACAAUGAUCUAUGCCUCUAUGUGGGUUACACCUCCUCGGUUUACUGCACAGCCUCAGUGCUGACACUAGCAGCCAUUGCCCUGGACCGAUACCAUGCCAUCAUCGACUGCCUGCAGUAUAACUCGCAGAGCACCGUGCGCCGGACGGUUGCCACUGUGGUCUGGAUCUGGCUGCAGUCGGCCCUCAGCAGCUGCCCCCCGUUGCUGGGCUGGGGCCGCUUUGGCUAUUCACCGGCAGGUUACAGCUGCUCGGUGGAGUGGGCCGACAGCCUGAGUUACACCGGCUUUGUGGCCGUCUUCUCCUUCCUGCUGCCCGCCUCGGUUAUGGUCUUCUGCUACACCCGGAUCGUCAAGGUGGCGCGGGGGCAUGCAAAGCGGAUCCAUGACAUCGAGAGCCAGCUGCAUCGCCACGGCAACCCUGGGGAGCUGCCUGGCGACAGGCCGACAUUUUCCCAGCUGAUCUGCAGUGUCGACUCCCGGGGCUGCGAGGAGGCCCAGGCCCAGGCUCAGGUCGCGGCCCAGGCCCAGGCCAAGGCUCGGGCAGGGGGCCUGGGCAAGAGACCUGACAUCUUCCCCCGGUGCGGCUCCCCGGGCCGGGAGCACCACGGUGCUUUCCGCCUCUUCCUGGUGAUCUUUGCCUUCUUCUGCUGCUGGGUGCCGUACGAGAUUGUGGGCCUAGUGCGGGCUGUGGAGGCAGCGGCACUGAGAGCAGACAAGGCCCAAGCCCCCUCUCCCUCCCGCAUUCCCCCCGCUGUGUUGACGGUCGUGCACUGGCUGGCUCUCCUGAACUCGGACAUUAACCCACUGCUGUAUGCCCUGCUGAGCCGGCGUUUCCGUAAGGCCCUGCGUUAUUGGCAACGUAGGCUGGAGGCCAAGGUGUGGCUGAGAGGCCCAAGAGCCCGGCAGGAGGAGGGGGCCAACGCUGCUGGAGGAGGAGGAGGAGGAGGAGGAGGAGGAGGAAGUGGAGCUGCCGUCUCCCUCUUCCAGCCCAACCCGGGCACUGAGCAGAAGAGGACCAAUUCCAACACCACUGCCAUCACCCAGCUCAGCCCCCAACAUCGGCUGCAAACCCGGUCCUGCUCUGUCUUCUCUGUCAGCUCCUUCCCUCAGGAUCGCUCGCCCUUCGAUGCCUCGGCUGACUCUCCGCUGUUUCUCCGACCCGAAUGGACGAUGGAAGAGCCAGGAGGACGGCAGAGCGAGAUUCCCGGCACCCGCUAUUUAAAUGUUCCCCAGCACAUGCCACCAGAAACGGACACCAUGCUGCUGAACUCUCCGCCCCUCAGUGAGAAACCCACAUCCACCUUCCUAUUUGGGAAGAUCACAGUGAAGGUGGAGAACAACACCAUUGUCGAGUUGUAGAUGCUGGAACUUUUCCCACCUGUACCUGAACCUUUGUAUUUGCCUCUUGGGGAGGCUUCCCUCCUGCCCUCAAUGGACAUGCCAAAGUGAAUGAAUGAACUUUCGGAGGGUUGAGUAUUGUAUUCAGUCAUUGGUUAUACAGGCAGACACGUGCCCUUCACUGUUGGUACAGGCAGAUAUGUGCCCCUCGCUGGUGGGACAGGCAUGCAUGUCCUCUCACGGUUGGUACAGGUGAACACAUGCCCCUUUCUAUUGAUCCAGGCAGACACAAGCCUUCACUGUUGGUACAGGCAGACACAAGCCUUCACUGUUGGUACAGGCAGACACGCCUUCACUGUUGGUACAGGCAGAUACGUGCCCCUCUCUCUGUUGAUACAGGCAGACACAUGCCCUUCACUGUUGGUACAGGCAGACACACAUUCACUCUUGGUACAGGCGGACACAUGUCCUCUCACUGCUGGUACAGGCAGACACGUGUCCUCUCACUGCUGGUACAGGCGGACACAUGCCCUCUCACUGCUGGUACAAGCAGGCACGUGUCCUCUCACUGCUGGUACAGGCGGACACAUGCCCUCUCACUGCUGGUACAGGCGGACACAUGUCCUCUCACUGCUGGUACAGGCGGACACAUGCCCUCUCACUGCUGGUACAGGCGGACACAUGUCCUCUCACUGCUGGUACAGGCGGACACAUGCCCUCUCACUGCUGGUACAGGCGGACACAUGUCCUCUCACUGCUGGUACAGGCGGACACAUGCCCUCUCACUGCUGGUACAGGCGGACACAUGCCCUUGCUAUCAGAUGCUGUUAGCAAAGUGGGGGCCGUGCAGCACCUGUCUUACACAGGGCCCUAGGGCCUAAAAGAUAGAAGCGGGAUUAAAGAGACAGAACCAUGAAGAAAGGGCAUUACCCUACAUAAACUUGACACACAGGAAAUGACCAAUUGCUCCAUCCACCCCUGUUCUACCCUAUUCCCCACCCCACUCACUGUCACAUGAUCUACCUUGGGAGAGGCAAUUAGACAGAAAACCAAACCACAGUUAGGGUUUCAGAAAAUAACAUUUGCUAUCAAUUCUUCUUGAAUUCAGCUAAGAUCUCAGAGCAGGUGUGUAAACCAUCGUUAGUAAACCAGUUCAGAUUUGGUCUGUGCUGAUGGCUGCAAGUUUAAAAUGACUGUGCAACACCUCAAUUGCCCACCGUCACACACUGACUGGCUUCCUCCAUGCUCUAUAGAUACACAUAGCAAGGGAACAUCAGUCUGAUGCCAUUUUACAUUGAACAUCUUGUACACAUUAGCAUUUGCAGAUGGUUUGAGAUGAUGCAACUCUGCCCUCAGUUUAUCAUACUUUGUUCCAAAAAGAAACCCUACUUUCUAUCUCACUAAUCAUCCAAUCUUUACCUUGGCAGAAGCAAAAUACUGCAGAUGCUGGAGACCUGAAAUAAAAUCAGAAAGUGCUGAAGAAUCUCAGCGGGUCUGGCAGCAUGUAUGGAGAGGGAAGCUUGAGAUUGUCAAUAUCCAUAGCUCCAGCCCUCCAUCCACAGUGAUGUUAUCUGCAAGAGGCAAACAAACAGAAACACAAUAAAGGAAUAAAUAAUUUGGAUAGUUGAAUUUAUCUUCAUCACUCUUUACUGAAUUCUGUCAAGACCUCAGAGCUGAAAAGGCAAAUGUGCUAAUCAUUCUUCAGAAGCUGAGUCACAUUGGAUUCAAAUUGUGUUAAUCUGUUUCACUCUCUCCGCAGAUACUGCCAGACCAGCUGGGUUUCUCCUGUAUUUUCUGAUUUUAUUGGCAAUUUUCAUGUUUUGUUUAAUGGGCUACAAAAGAAUGAAAAUGUUCUUACAUUACUAAAGAUUAGAUAUCAAAGCAUGGAUGUUGCAACCAGCUCCAUGUUUCAGUUCAAUAGGAUACUGCUUGACUGUGCCAAAGAGCAAGACUUGAACUCAGAUAAAAUCCAUUCCCUGACGCACAGUUAAAAUUGGGCACAAAGAGUUCUGUGCACCCAAAGUCACUUUGUGUUGUUGUUUGUAGGUAUCCUUUGUUAGCUGGUAAAUUAGUGUGUUUCGGGUAAGAUAAGUAAGUGGUUCAAGUUUUGUGGUGACUGUUUGGAACCUGCAGUAUAGUAGCUGAUGUUCAUUGAUUUUUAUUGUGGGCUGAAUGGCCUGCUCAUGUUUCAAUGUACAAACAUGAAUGGUCAAAGGCUGUUGAGUUAAUUCAUCAAUUAAAUGGUAUUUCUCGGCUAAUGUAACAGCAUUGUUAACUUGAUGACUUUAAAUGGGUCAAUGCCUCUGUUAAAGAAGUGAAUAAUGCCAUUCAAUUAAUACCCAGCUCUACCUCUACACCAACUUUCCCAAACUCACUUUUGUUUCUGUGCUCUUGAACUGUUUGACACACAGUCUUAGAUUAACUGUAAUUCUCUCCAAUUGGCAAGACUAAAAAAAAUCAUUGUCACCACUCCCCCUGCCCCACUCCAAUGACCAGCUCUGUACCUUCACCACUGACUUCACAGUCGUGUUCCAGACUGAAUCAAACUGUUCACAGCGGCAUUGUUCUUCAGUUGAAUUUCCAAACCAUAUUCUUAGUGUAAUAGAAACUCUGUAUCAUUUCUUCCCUGACGUCAUCUGCUGCUUAAACCUUUAUCAGUUUAUUGUUGCCUCCACACUCAAUUAAUCCCAUAUUGACCCGACUGGCCUCCCAGCCUCCACUCUCCGUAAACUUUAGCUCAUUCCUGACUGUGCAUCUGGUGAGUCAUGUCACACCCAGCCACAUGCCCAUCAGAAUUAAGCUUAGCAUGACCUCAUGAUGACCAUCUUCUUCUACGUCCUUAUCCUUAGCCCCCACACUCCAGGCCUUGUCGUCACAGGGGCUACUACAACACGCCUGUCAACCCAUUGUCAGCCGCAAAUGGUUCCAAUGAGCAGCUAUUAGGCGAUUAACCCAGCCCUUUGCCUGUCCAACUGUGUUUCUCUCUCCUUGGUCUCUCUCUCUCAACCUAUCGUUUACUCCCCCCCCCCCCCCUCACUCCACCCUAUCUCCUUCAUAAAUACCAACCUUUUCCUCGCCACCAUCAGUUCUGAAGAUGGGUCACUGGACCCCAAAACAUUGGCUCUGCUUUCUCUCCACAGAUGCUGCCAGACCUUCCGAGUUUUUCCAGUAAUCUCUGUUGAUUCUUACAGCCUUGGGUCCUCUCUUCCCCAUUAAAGGUUAUAUUAUCAAUGCAAAUUGUUGCCUUUUUUUUAUAAACAAACCAUCGUUUUAUUUAACAUUACUUGC